Lycium barbarum (goji berry) is the source of this 1959-nucleotide messenger RNA. RefSeq names its product elongator complex protein 3. The coding region runs from base 145 to 1836 and encodes 563 amino acids. Gene Ontology annotation, biological process: tRNA wobble base 5-methoxycarbonylmethyl-2-thiouridinylation. NCBI's taxonomy places the organism in Eukaryota, Viridiplantae, Streptophyta, Magnoliopsida, Solanales, Solanaceae. The record is from RefSeq and is a predicted model, not a curated record. Gene Ontology annotation, molecular function: iron-sulfur cluster binding; acyltransferase activity, transferring groups other than amino-acyl groups. Gene Ontology annotation, cellular component: cytoplasm; elongator holoenzyme complex; nucleus. The transcript is spliced from 8 exons.
AAUAAGUAGAGCACCAGUUUGUAAAUAAUUGUAACGAAAACCGUCCAUUUUUCUCAUUGCGGGUCCAUCGGCAAGCAGCAAAAUAAACUAAAGCAACCGGUUUCAGGUCAAAAGUCGGGUUUUUUUCCUCAGUUCAAUCUUCUUAUGGCGGCGGCGGUAGUAGCGGAUACCCGAAAGCUUCCCCGGCCGGGUCGGGGCGGAGUAGUAUCCCUCGGCUUAACAGAAGAAGAAUCCAGAGUUCGUGCUAUAACAGAGAUCGUCAACAACAUGGUUGAACUCUCACGUAAAGGCAAAGAUGUUGACCUAAAUUCCCUUAAAUCAGCAGCUUGUCGCAAAUACGGGCUUUCUAGGGCACCUAAAUUGGUAGAGAUGAUUGCUGCUUUACCUGACUCGGAACGUGAAUCACUGCUUCCUAAACUCCGAGCCAAGCCUGUACGUACAGCUUCGGGUAUAGCUGUUGUUGCUGUUAUGUCUAAGCCUCAUCGGUGUCCGCAUAUAGCUACGACGGGGAAUAUUUGUGUGUAUUGUCCUGGUGGACCUGAUUCUGAUUUUGAGUAUAGUACACAGUCGUAUACUGGAUAUGAACCUACUAGUAUGCGGGCUAUUCGAGCUAGAUACAACCCUUAUGUACAAGCUCGAGGCCGGAUUGAUCAACUUAAGAGAUUGGGCCACAGUGUUGACAAGGUUGAAUUCAUCUUGAUGGGAGGCACAUUCAUGUCAUUGCCAGCAGAGUACCGUGAUUACUUCAUACGGAAUCUUCAUGAUGCUUUAUCUGGACAUACUUCUGCCAACGUUGAAGAGGCUGUUGCAUACUCUGAACAUGGGGCGACAAAGUGCAUUGGGAUGACAAUUGAAACGAGGCCAGACUACUGCCUUGGACCUCAUCUGAGGCAGAUGCUUUCUUAUGGUUGUACGCGGCUAGAAAUUGGAGUCCAGAGCACAUAUGAGGACGUUGCUCGUGACACCAAUAGAGGCCACACUGUAGCAGCUGUGGCUGAUUGCUUUUGUUUGGCAAAGGAUGCUGGCUUCAAGGUGGUUGCUCAUAUGAUGCCUGACCUUCCAAAUGUUGGUGUUGAAAGAGAUUUAGAGAGUUUCAAAGAAUUCUUUGAAAGUCCUUCAUUUAGGGCAGAUGGACUUAAAAUUUAUCCCACACUUGUUAUUCGUGGCACGGGACUUUAUGAACUGUGGAAAACUGGAAGGUAUAGAAAUUAUCCACCAGAGCAGCUUGUAGACAUUGUAGCUAGGAUUCUUUCUAUGGUGCCACCUUGGACACGUGUUUACAGGGUCCAACGUGAUAUCCCUAUGCCUCUAGUGACUUCUGGAGUUGAGAAAGGGAAUCUCCGAGAAUUGGCUUUAGCUCGAAUGGAUGAUCUUGGCUUGAAAUGCCGAGAUGUCCGAACACGUGAAGCUGGGAUCCAGGACAUUCACAACAAGAUAAGGCCUGAAGAAGUUGAGCUUGUUCGCCGUGAUUAUACAGCAAAUGAAGGAUGGGAGACUUUCCUUUCAUACGAAGAUACACGUCAGGAUAUUCUUGUUGGUUUGCUACGGCUGCGGAGGUGUGGACGGAAUGUGACUUGCCCAGAACUAAAGGGAAGGUGUUCAAUUGUUCGUGAGCUUCAUGUGUAUGGGACUGCAGUUCCUGUUCAUGGUCGAGACACAGAUAAACUGCAGCACCAGGGUUAUGGUACUCUGCUGAUGGAGGAGGCCGAGCGAAUUGCCCAGAGGGAGCAUAGGUCGACCAAAAUUGCUGUUAUCUCGGGUGUCGGAACCCGGCAUUACUACAGAAAGUUAGGCUAUGUACUUGAAGGUCCUUACAUGGUAAAAAGCCUCGUGUAGAAGUAUGCUUGUUAUUUUGCUGCAAGGUCUUACUCCUUGCGACAAAUUUUGUAUCACGGUAGAUUGUAUUUUAAAUGGUACGCAUAUUUCAAUGCUGGUAAUGACAAGUAUCGUUUCCUUCUC